GUUCCCCUGCUAGCACCCCUAGGUGGUCGCGAUCAGCGGCCGUCGGGGGGCUCCGGCUGGGCCGAGUGGAGGUUCCCGGGGCUUCCGACGUGGUGGGCUUGAAUUGGGCUCUGUGUGUUGGGUUGUGUGGCGCUGCGCCGCGCGGAGAGGCGGAAUGGAGAGUCGGUGCUACGGCUGCGCUGCCAAGUUCUCCAUCUUCAAGAAGGAGUGUGGCUGUAAGAGCUGUGGCAGGGCCUUCUGUUCCGGCUGCCUUCACUUCAGUGCUGUGGUGCCCCGGGCUGGGAAUACUCAACAGAAAGUCUGCAAGCAGUGCUAUGAGGUCCUGACCAGUGCCUCCAAGUGGUCCCCUCCUCAGAACUAUAAGAAACGCAUGGCAGCCUUGGAAGCCAAGCAGAAGCCCAGUGCUCCCCAAGUCCAGGGUCCAUGCCACCCGGACCAGCUCAUUGCUGAGCGCCUCGCACGGCUCCGCCAAGAGAACAAACCCAAAUCCGUGCCCUCAUUGGCGGAGAUAGAGGCCAGGUUGGCUGCACUGCGAGAGGAACCCCAGCGUCCCAUCCCAUCCACCCAGGAGAUGGAAGCUCGGCUUGCGGCCCUGCAGGGCAGACCUCUACCUGCUCAGACCUCCCAGCCGGCCCAUCAACCACCGGAUACCAGGACCCAUGCACAACAGGCACAGGAUCUGUUGGCUCAGCUGGGAGCUGAGGUAGCUAUUGACCAGAGCUGGGACCCUGAAGGCCCAGCUGCCUCUCUCCAGAAAGACAGCAACCAGUAUGGCCCCGGGAACAGCAGAUGGUCCCUGGAAGAUGAGAAGAGCAGGCUGCUAGCUGAGGCAGCGGUUGAGCUGCAGGAGGAGAACACAAGGCAGGAGCGAAUCCUGGCCGUGGCCAAGCGGCUGGCUGUGCUGCAGGGACGAGACCCCGAAAAAGUAACCCUCCAGGACUACUUCCCUGAUGAUGAUGAGGAGGACGAGGAAGCAACUGUCCAGAGAGUCCUAAAGCAGCUCACUGAGGAAGCAGCUCUGGAUGAGGCAAGUGGCUUCAACACUCCCGUGGAGACAGCUCUCCCACCCAAGGUUCUAUCCUGCAGGGCCCAGUCUGAGGCCUGGGCCAUUGCCCCCAGGUCUGAGGAGGAGGCAGAGGAGGAGGAACUCCCCUGGUGCUGCAUCUGCAACGAGAAUGCCACCCUGCGCUGCCAUGGUUGCGACGGAGACCUCUACUGUGCCCGAUGUUUCCGGGAAGGCCACGAUGACUUUGAUCUUAAGGAACAUCAGACAUCUGCUUACCGCCCCCCACGUGCUGGCCGAGAGCACUGAAGCUACCUGGCACCCCAAGAGAGGCAGAACUGUGGGCUGGGCUCCUGCCUCUGGGACUCACAGGAGAGCAGACUGGACUGCUGAUGGCCAUCAGACCCUUUCCCCAACCUCCAGGUUCUGAGAAGGAAAGAGCCUCUAUUCCAGACAGCAACUGAAGGAGCCUGAAGCAGGGAGGUAUCUGGGAAUUCUCCAGCUCUGAAGCCCAAGCAAGGAGUGAGAAAUCAGAGGGGAAAGACCAGGCUAAAUCUGGAAACUAGGCUGAAGCAUCUGGACCCCUCCCUGGCACUCGGCAGAUACAAUAAAGCAUGUUGGAUCAGA
Messenger RNA from Suncus etruscus (white-toothed pygmy shrew), 1630 nucleotides. RefSeq names its product zinc finger FYVE-type containing 19 (gene ZFYVE19). NCBI's taxonomy places the organism in Eukaryota, Metazoa, Chordata, Mammalia, Eulipotyphla, Soricidae. The record is from RefSeq and is a predicted model, not a curated record. Gene Ontology annotation, cellular component: centrosome; cleavage furrow; midbody. Gene Ontology annotation, biological process: abscission; mitotic cytokinesis checkpoint signaling. The coding region runs from base 155 to 1312 and encodes 385 amino acids. Gene Ontology annotation, molecular function: phosphatidylinositol-3-phosphate binding; metal ion binding. The transcript has 11 exons.